Cicer arietinum (chickpea) is the source of this 3489-nucleotide messenger RNA. RefSeq names its product DNA mismatch repair protein MSH2. The record is from RefSeq and is a predicted model, not a curated record. Lineage: Eukaryota; Viridiplantae; Streptophyta; Magnoliopsida; Fabales; Fabaceae. Gene Ontology annotation, molecular function: ATP-dependent DNA damage sensor activity; ATP binding; mismatched DNA binding. Gene Ontology annotation, biological process: mismatch repair; mitotic recombination. Gene Ontology annotation, cellular component: MutSalpha complex; nucleus.
GAGCAAAAAAAGCCCGCGAACAUUUCCCGCCACCAAAACAAAGACACUCUCCUUUCAUUUCCCCAACUAUACUCAUAGAAACCUUCUUCCCUGUUUUUCUUGUGGAACCCUAAUUUAAUACUAGCUCCAAUGGAUGAAAACUUCGACGCCCUCAAUCAUAAACUCCCCGAGCUCAAAUUAGACUCUAAGCAAGCACAAGGGUUUCUGUCAUUUUUCAAAACCCUAUCGGAUGACCCGAGGGCCAUUAGGUUUUUUGAUCGUCGGGAUUACUAUACUGCCCAUGGUGAGAAUGCAACAUUCAUUGCCAAAACCUACUAUCACACUACUACUGCUUUGAGACAGUUGGGUAGUGGAUCAAAUGCUCUUUCCAGUGUAAGUGUCAGUAGGAACAUGUUUGAAACAAUUGCCCGUGAUCUACUUUUAGAGAGAACAGACCAUACACUUGAGGUCUAUGAGGGCAGCGGCUCUAACUGGAGAUUGGUCAAAAGUGGUACACCUGGUAACAUCGGCAAUUUUGAAGAUGUUUUAUUUGCUAACAGUGAAAUGCAAGAUUCUCCAGUUGUUGUUGCCCUGUCACUUAACUUCUGUGAAAAUGGGUGCACCAUUGGAUUAGGAUUUCUUGAUCUAACUAAGAGACUACUUGGGAUGGCUGAAUUCCUUGAUGACAGUCAUUUCACAAAUGUGGAGUCAGCAUUGGUUGCUCUUGGUUGCAAAGAAUGCCUUGUGCCUAUUGAGCGUGCAAAAUCUAUUGAAUAUAGAAUGUUGUGUGACGUGUUGACUAAAUGUGGUGUGAUGCUAACUGAGAGAAAGAAAUCUGAGUUUAAGACUAGAGAUCUGGUACAAGAUCUUGGCAGGCUUGUCAAAGGUUCUAUUGAAGCAGUUCAAGAUUUAGUGUCUGGAUUUGAAUUUGCACCCGGUGCUCUGGGGGCACUGCUAUCUUAUGCAGAGUUACUGGCAGACGAAAGCAAUUAUGAAAAUUAUAGUCUGCGUAGGUACAAUCUUGACAGUUACAUGAGGUUGGAUUCUGCAGCCAUGAGGGCACUUAAUGUCAUGGAAAGCAAAACUGAUGCAAACAAAAACUUCAGUUUGUUUGGUCUCAUGAAUAGGACCUGUACAGCUGGAAUGGGAAAGCGGUUAUUGCACAUGUGGCUAAAACAGCCAUUAUUAGAUGUAGAAGAAAUUAACUCCAGGUUGGAUGUAGUACAGGCAUUUGUAGAGGACACUGUGCUUCGCCAAGAUCUGAGGCAGCAUCUAAAAAGAAUAUCAGACAUUGAGCGUUUGGUGCACAAUCUUCAGAAGCGAAGAGCUGGUCUGCAACAUGUUGUCAAACUUUAUCAGUCAAGUAUACGACUGCCUUACAUUAAAAGUGCUAUAGACAGGUAUGAUGGACAAUUUUCCUCAAUGAUGAAGUCCAGGUAUUUGAAGGAUUUGGAGUUAUGGACCGGUGUCGAUCGCCUUCAUAAAUUUAUUGAGCUUGUAGAAACUUCUGUUGACCUUGAUCAUCUGGAGAAUGGGGAAUACAUGAUUUCCUCAAGUUAUGACUCUAAACUAACUGAACUGAAGGAGCAGCAAGAAUCACUAGAGAGCCAAAUACAUAACUUGCACAGACAAACUGCUGAUGAUCUUGAUCUGCCUAUGGAUAAGGCAUUAAAGUUGGAUAAGGGCACACAAUUUGGACAUGUUUUCAGAAUCACAAAGAAGGAAGAGCCGAAAAUAAGGAAGAAGCUCAACACCCAGUUUAUUGUACUGGAAACCCGUAAAGAUGGAGUGAAGUUUACCAACACAAAACUCAAAAAACUGGGGGACAGAUACCAACAAAUUAUUGAGGAGUACAAGAGCUGUCAAAAAGAGUUGGUUAAUAAAGUAGUUGAAAUUGCAGCAACUUUCUCCGAGGUGUUCGAAUCUUUAGCUGAAUUAAUUUCCGAAUUGGAUGUGUUACUUAGUUUUGCUGAUUUGGCUUCUAGUUGUCCUACUCCGUAUACAAGGCCUGACAUCACCUCAUCGGACAAAGGAGAUAUUAUUUUAGAAGGUAGCAGACACCCUUGUGUUGAGGCACAAGACUGGGUGAAUUUUAUACCAAAUGAUUGUAAGCUUAUCAGAGGAAAAAGUUGGUUUCAAAUAAUAACAGGGCCUAACAUGGGCGGGAAAUCAACAUUCAUCCGGCAGGUGGGCGUGAAUAUUUUGAUGGCACAAAUUGGUUCGUUUGUUCCAUGCGACAAAGCCAGCAUAUCUGUUCGUGAUUGCAUUUUUGCUCGUGUUGGUGCAGGUGACUGCCAACUUCGUGGAGUUUCUACCUUUAUGCAAGAAAUGCUUGAAACUGCGUCAAUAUUAAAAGGAGCUACUGACAAGUCCUUGAUAAUCAUUGAUGAGUUGGGACGUGGGACAUCAACUUACGAUGGAUUUGGCCUAGCUUGGGCAAUUUGUGAGCACAUUGUUGAAGUGAUCAAAGCACCUACUUUAUUUGCAACCCACUUUCAUGAGCUGACUGCAUUAGCCCUUGAAAAUGGUAGCAAUGAUCCACAUAAGCAAAUUGUUGGUGUGGCAAAUUAUCAUGUUAGUGCACAUAUUGAUGCAUCAACCCGCAAGCUAACUAUGCUAUACAAGGUUGAACCAGGAGCUUGUGAUCAGAGUUUUGGUAUUCAUGUCGCUGAGUUUGCAAACUUCCCUGAAAGUGUUGUCGCCCUAGCUAGAGAAAAGGCAGCAGAGUUGGAAGAUUUUUCUCCCUCUGCGAUAUCCUUAAUUGACUCUACGGAAGAGGAAGGUUCUAAACGUAAGAGAGAAUUUGAACCUGAUGAUGUGUCUCAAGGGGCUGCAAAGGCUCGCCAAAUUCUUGAAGCGUUUGUUGCUUUGCCACUAGAAACCAUGGACAAAAAGCAAGCUUUGCAAGAAGUUAAGAAGUUGAAAGAUAAUUUAGAGAAGGAUGCACAAAACUGUCAUUGGUUGCAGAAAUUCUUGUAGUUGAAAAAAAGGGUUUGUUGGUAGGGUGCCCAUGCAUGUCACGUGACAUGAAUUUUGAGAGCUCGAUGCACACCAAUACUACCAUAUGUCUAAUAGGUUGUGAUAAAAGUAGAAUUGUUUUGUUUUUUUAAUGGGCAAUUGUUAUAGUUAAGUGUUAAAGAGAGAUUUGUUGGUAGGAGAGAUCUAGCUUUGGAAUGACUUCUUCGAUGUCCUAACUCAUACAGUUGAUCUUCUCCAUCGUGAACGACAUCAAAGUUCAAAGUAGAAUUGCGCUGUGGCUUUUUGUGCAGACUGUUGGGGAGAUUAAGGUCUUUGGAAUAUCCCAUUCCCAGUCAGAUAAGAGAUGUAUAUUCUAAUCUAACUUGCUUUUUAUUAGUUUUAAAUUAAAUUGUCUACGAACAUGUUGGAAACCUUGUUGUGUUGCAUCCUGUGACCCCGUGGAGUGGACAAUCUAUAUAACUGCUAUUGACAAGUUUUUAUAAUACUUUCCUAUGUUGUCCAGAACAUAGAAAUUAUAAACUUUUACCUUAA